UCGGUCGUGUGGUCGACGGACAACGGCAAAUUAUACGUAGCCUCCGACAAAUUCGCACGUGUUUUCGACAGCACCUCGGGCGCGCAACUCCAUCACUUUGAACACCUCCAUCCAAUUAAUUCCAUCGCACUUUCACCUAAAAACAACGUUCUAGCAUGCGUAGGAAAUCAUGGUAUUGCACAGCUAUGGGAUACAGAGUCUCUUCAGCCACUCGGACAGCCAUUUGGCCAAGAGGAUCACGAAACGCUUCACUGUGUGUGUUUCUCUCCAGAUGGGAGAUACCUGGCCUAUGGCGGAAACGACAUGAAAAUCACUCUGUGGGAGGGCAAACAUAUAGCUCCUGAGCUUGCAUCCCCAUCACCGUCUUGCCUUGACGUUCAGGCUACAGGGAAUAAUGAGGAGGGGCAUGAUGAUCCAUAUAAUCAUGAUAACUUUUUCCGGUCUUCCCGACCGUCAGGUCCCUCCUCUGGUCCUCCGCGUUCUUCCCAGCGUCUCCCGCCUUCGACUCGCCGCUUUUGGAGCAUACUCAUGCCCUCUCGACACCACCCGCCAGUAAAUUUGUCCAGUCCACAGCCACGUCCCAAGCGCAGUUUCUUUGCCUGGCACACAGGACCAAAGCCUGUAACUGUCUCCGCUGGAAGACGAAAAAAUAGAAUCUACGUUGCGCUCCCCCCAUCGCAGAAGAAGAACGCCGACACCAAUACUCAGGCGGGCCAGACAUCCUCCACAGGACAGCCGCACUUGGUUUCCAACAUGCCACAACAUACUCAGACACAGUCUGAGACUCAACCCGCCCAAGAAGACUAUGGUUGUUGGGGCAAUUUUUGCCUCGCGCUCGGGUGUGUCCCACGUCGCUCAGUACCCUCCGCGGUUCAGGCUAGUGCUUCAUGAUACUACCCCAGCAAGUGGUAUCCUGUCCUCCCUCUCAAUCUUUACGGUACUUAACAGUUUUGAUUCGAUACUGCCUCAUUUCGGGACACGGAUUUUAAUGGCUAAUUGCUUAUCUGAGUCUACGUUAUCUCAGUUUUGUGAUCAUACAGCUUUUCAAAACGUGUCUGGCUGUGACUCCGCUCAAUUGGAUAAAUCGUUCUAAUAGGCUAGCUGCAGGAACUCGAAGUAGAAUAUAAAUGCCAACUUGCAUGUACGUAGCCUUUCCGACGGGGCUUUUCAUUG
This is a messenger RNA of Suillus clintonianus, 1173 nucleotides long. RefSeq lists its product as uncharacterized. The transcript is spliced from 5 exons. Bases 304 to 891 code for a protein of 195 amino acids. NCBI's taxonomy places the organism in Eukaryota, Fungi, Basidiomycota, Agaricomycetes, Boletales, Suillaceae. The record is from RefSeq and is a predicted model, not a curated record.